Molecule: messenger RNA, 1544 nt
Organism: Mytilus trossulus (common blue mussel)
Lineage: Eukaryota; Metazoa; Mollusca; Bivalvia; Mytilida; Mytilidae
Exons: 2
Coding region: 47-1336 (429 amino acids)
Source: RefSeq, a predicted model, not a curated record
AUUCCGUUUUGACAUUUAUAGCAGUGCACACAAUCGGACAAACAAGAUGUCAAACAUUCUAUUUGUGUUAAAAUCUAAAUGGUUCUUCAUGGUGAUUCUUUUGGUGAUUCUUCCACGGCCUGCUGUCAGCAUUUCUGAGGAAAUCAGAGAAGCAGUUACUUCUGGCCUUGAAAUUGGAAAAGAAAUCGGUGAACUGCUUUCAAAUAAGCAAUUUACUAGUUCUUUAGCAAAGAUCGCAAAAGGAAUAGGUCCAUACCUUGGUGCAUUAGGUCCAUUCGUAGGGAUCGUUUUGGCGUUUAUUCCAAUAGAGUCUGACGAGUUGUCUUUCAUGAAAGAUAUGAUGAAGAAUAUCGAUAAUCGUUUGGAUCAGGUAGAUAAUCGAUUUAACGAUAUUGAACGAUUGAUUAAGUGGAAUGUUGUUCAAGUCAACUUCGGGCAGAUAGAACAAAGAAUAAAAGCAGUGUCACGUGAGUUUGAGCAUAUUUAUAAUGUUCCAGAAACGGCUGUGCAAAACCAGAAGAAGCUGUAUAUAUGGAGUUAUAAAAGUGAUUAUCAGAAUAGUGGCACAAAAUUGUAUCAAGCGAUUGUCCUAAAACAAGGUACAUUUCAAGAAGACCUUGGUACUUCCGUUUUGCGUUAUACCAAAAACUACUGCUACAAGACGACGAUAUUUUUAACCGGUGUAAUGCAACUUCUCUUGCAAGCUGUAAAAGUAGAAUUAGGCUUUCUUUCAGUUAUCAAUUUUACUGAAAAUGCAGAUUAUUUUAAGUUGGAUUGGGAAAAUAGAAUACAGGAAGUUAGAGAGAAGUUCGAACAAAUUGAAAAACAGUGCAGAGUUAAUUAUUACCUCCAAUCUGGAAAGGAUAUCGACGAAUAUUCUUCUAAAAACAAAGGUCUAACACACGACCAAUUUGCUAAUGGACUAUACGAUCAUCUUUCCAUUAAAUACUACUGGAGGAACUGGGCUGUUAUCUCCUAUGACCCGAUAGGAGAUGACAAGCAUUGGGCCGAGGUCAGUGGAGGUUACAUCAAACUUAGGAAAAAUGGAAGAAACAUAGUAGUGGCGAGUGUGGAGAGGAGUCAUCCAGUCAUGGAUCUAGAACGAGCGAAAACGAAAAUGUAUAAAGUACCAGUAUCACAACGUGGUGGAAGUUGGUGGACUGGGUAUAGGAGAGUCGGUCGAAGGGCAGUAGAUGUUUGUAACUCAUUAGAUAAUAAAGAAACAGCAUUGGUUAGUGUUAUUACUAUGAGCGCGCAUAGAGCUUACGCUUACCCUAAUUAUAGAUGGAGACGAGUCAGCAGAAUCCCGUAUUAUGAUAUCAGUGUAUUUGGUUAAAAAGUGUUGACAUAAUAUUGUCUAAAAUAGAAUAAAUAUUAAUUGUUGAUAUGUUGUUGGUAUUGCCACUCCAUUAUUUUAAAGAACAACAAAGUUACGUUACGGAUGCAUGUAGUCUGUGACUGAAUCUACUGAAAAUGAUCAUUUACAAGAGAUCUCGACACACAGCAUCACUUGAAGGCAAUGAUACAUCUUCAUAUUACAUUGU